Molecule: messenger RNA, 495 nt
Organism: Paramecium tetraurelia
Lineage: Eukaryota; Ciliophora; Oligohymenophorea; Peniculida; Parameciidae
Exons: 2
Source: RefSeq, a predicted model, not a curated record
AUGAAUUAAGUCGAUAAUUUGCUGAAGCUAUCUUUAACUAAUAAGAAAUCUUAACUAUUAGAGAAUAACUCAAACGCUGAAGUUUUAAAUUAAUGGGAAUAGAAAUUAUUGCAAAAAGAAUAAUAAUUAAUAUAAAAGGAAAAGAAGUUGAAAGAAAAAGAGAAUUAAUUAUCAUAAAAGGAGGACUUAUUAGUUAAAAAGGAAUUAGAUUUAAACGAGAGAAUGAUGAAAUAUUCUGGUAUUUUAGAGUAGAUUAUUGCCCAGAAAUAAACAAAAUCAGAUGCUUCAUUAUUACCAUUAAACUCUAACGAUAGAUCUUAUAGAAACAAAAAUAUCAAUGAAUACCAAAACAGAGUUAUAAACUUAUUAAACACUAUAAGAAGUAAUAGUUAAUAGUAGCAAUAAUUGAUCCAUUAACAAUCCUACAUGGGAAGUACUUUAGAAUUAACUGAUGAUAGAUUCAAUAAGAGUUCCAAGGGGUUUUUAUUAUUAUGA